AUGGCUGAUGAACCUCGAAGAUCUGGUCGCGCGACCAAAGGACAAUACACUAAAGACCGCGAUAUCAAUGAAGAUGUCCCCACCAAGAAGAAGGGCAAAGGGAAAAGCGCCAAAGCCAAAGCCGUCGAACAAGAGGAAGAGGGUGACGAGAUAAUUCGCUGUGUUUGCGGGACAUACGAGGAAGAAGAAGAUGUCCCUCGGGCCAUGAUCUGUUGUGACAACUGUUCGGCGUGGCAACACAAUGGCUGUAUGGGCCUCCCAGAGGACUAUGAAGCGGCAACGUACUACUGUGAACAAUGCAGACCCGAGAAUCACAAAACCUUGCUAGAAGCUAUCGCGCGAGGGGAGAAGCCGUGGGAAGAAGCAACCAAAAAGAGAGAAGCGGCUGAAGCCGAGAAAGGGAAAAAGAAAGGUGGCAGAAAGGGUCGAAAAUCAGGAGCCGCCCGAACGAGUGAAGUUGCAUCUCGAGGCUCUCAGGAGGUGGAAGAGUCACAGCUGCAGUCUCUUGCCGUGGGCCAGAAGCGCAAACUCGAAGAGUUUCCCAGUGUUCCAGACUUGAAGGUAUGUUGCAUACGAUUUACAUGUCAGGGCAAGCUAACACCUCAACAGAACAAGAAAGCCCGAGGUACACCUGCUGCAGACACGAAUGGUACUAAAGCCACAACCCCAGCCCGCAAGUCCAGUCGAUCCGGGACCCCUUCGAGGCAAGCUUCCAAGUCGGAGCCUAGUUCGGACGUCGUUUCGGAUGUGAAGGAACUCACCAACGCAUCGAGGAAGCAAGCUGCAUCAUCAUUGAUCAAGCUGAUAGAACAACAAAUCAAAGAAGCUGUAAAACAAGGCGAAUAUGCCGUUCCCACUGGCUCAACCGCAACCGAAACGGCCAACGGAAUCGGUCUGCAUGUUGAACAUGCCCUGUAUCAUAUCCAGGCGGGGGGUAGUGGCGACCCAAAUGAAGCAUACAAGGCCCAGCUUCGGUCGAUUACGUUCAACGUGAAGAAGAAUCAUACUUUAGGGGUACGUCUGUUGAACGGGGGCCUCACCCCUAAUGAAUUUGCGUCGAUGGAUCCCAAGGACAUGGCAAGUGACGAACAGAAGAGGAAGGAUGCCGCUGUCAUGAAAGAGCUAGAGAAACAGCAUACAAUAGUCGAAGAACAGGGACCUCGGAUCAGACGAACACACAAGGGUGAGGAGUAUGUGGAUGAGUCAAGACAGGUUGCUGCUGAGUCUGUGACCUCCAAUGCUCCGGUACGGAAGACGAGCGUUGCGGAGCAAGAUGGAGAGAUGAAGAGUCCUGGCGUCAAGAGCCCAAGUGAAACUCUAGGCGCAGCUGGAAAAGCAAGCACACAAGUAAGGCCUAAACCCUCUGUGGACACGACCAGACGACAAUCCUCAGCAAGCUUUGAUAUUGACAAAGUCUGGUCAAAUGUUCAGGGAUCUCCGGAUGGUGAUGGGCAACGAUUCGGUGAAUUACCUCAACAGUCGCCCAGCCUAGCUGUCCGAGAGCCGGCAGGACCGGGUACCAAGGCAGAUGCAGAUAUUGAUGAACUUCUCAAGGAUGAGGAGGCGGAGUCACCACCCUACUCUCCUAAAGAGUCCGCCGAGACUGACGGUACGGUCUGGCGAGGCACUGUCAACGGCGGCAAUCUAGGCCGCUUUCACGCUUCGGCGAGAUAUGCGGCAGGAGCAACGCCUGAUAGUGACACACUGCGCAUGACUUACCACCAAUUAAUACCGCCUGAGAUUGUCAUUGGCGGUCGAAUUCAGCCGGCCAGAGCGGAUGAAUACCUCUGUGGGCUCGAGUAUAGCAACACCUCAGAUCUCGUCAUCGUCUGGAUGCCUGAGCCCCAAAACUCACACGAUCAGGAGCAAUUCGACAAGUUGUUCCGAUAUUUCAAAACCAAGGAUCGAUUUGGUGUCGGUAUUCAACAUCAAAACCCGGCCAUCAAAGACAUUUACCUCAUCCCUCUAGAUUUGGGUCAAGAGUUGCCCACUUUUGUGAAAAAGCUUGAAACCGAUUUUCCAGAUCCUACCAGGGAGCGUAUGCUGUUGGUGCCAAUCGUUAUUAAGAACAGCGAGCUUCCUCACAACAUGGCAGCGGCGAUGUUAGAUGGACCGGGAGCUGCAGCAAGCCCAAGUACUAGAGGACCUACCGUGCAGACACCGAUACCGCACGAGGGCAGUUUCGAGUCGCCACAACCGAAUCCAUAUCACCAGUCUCCGGUGCCUGGAAUAAACGGUACGCCUCAGGUAAUACCAUCUCAUCCAAACGCAAAUAUUCCAUCGCAAUCACAAUCUGCUGUUGUGCCACAGCAGUACUCCCCACCCACUCCCACACCACAAUACCCACCGCAACAGUCAAUGGCGAUGUUCAACGCGCAAAAAAUCCUUGGCCCGUUGGCAACGAGCCCUGCCGUGGUGCAGUUAUGUACGCAGGUGCCCAAUGCCGGUGAAAACGAAUUCCGAGUUAUCAAGGAGUGCCUUGAAAAGAAUCCCGAGGCUGCAAAUAGUCUUGAGGUAUUGACGGGAAUGCUACAGCAUUUCACAACAGGUACAGGGGGAGGUGGCGGAGGCGGAGGAGGUGGGAAAUAG
Rhinocladiella mackenziei CBS 650.93 is the source of this 2589-nucleotide messenger RNA. RefSeq lists its product as uncharacterized. Gene Ontology annotation, molecular function: RNA polymerase II transcription regulatory region sequence-specific DNA binding. The transcript is spliced from 2 exons. NCBI's taxonomy places the organism in Eukaryota, Fungi, Ascomycota, Eurotiomycetes, Chaetothyriales, Herpotrichiellaceae. Gene Ontology annotation, cellular component: nucleus. The coding region runs from base 1 to 2589 and encodes 862 amino acids. Gene Ontology annotation, biological process: transcription antitermination; regulation of mRNA 3'-end processing; transcription elongation by RNA polymerase II. The record is from RefSeq and is a predicted model, not a curated record.